CCAAAGACUUUCUUGCUCUUAUAAAUAUAUAUACACAGCAACAAGAAGAAGAAGAAGAAGAAGAAGAAGAAGCAGGCGGAGAAGGAGUUCAAAAGAUUGUGAGUGCACGUAAGCUCCUUAAACCUUGGUGGUUGUACGCUGGCGGUUUUUGAUAGCCCUCAACUCCUUUCCUUGAUUCUCCAUAUAUAAAUUGUCAACCAAACAAACCAAGGAAAGAAGAAAGAAGAAAGAAUCGUUGUUUACAACUCAUACCUCUCUUGGAAAUGGAUACUCUUUGUUUAAAAACAGGAAUCCAUGGUACUGUUCCAUCGAUUUCCGUAAGUGGGUCCUUGGAGACCCGUUCCAAUGCAUCUCAGGUGAGUGCGGUGGCUCGGGAGAUAUCCACCACCGUGGCUGCCGCUCCACAUCAGAAAGCCGCGUCCAGGUUCUCUUUUAGAUACCCUUUGCGUUCUUUGUGGCCCGGUGGAGAUCAAAGUAAUAGGUAUAAAGGGAUAGCUGUUGAUGAUGCCGUCUUGAUUGAUAAUGGAGAGACGAAAAGUGGUGCCGGGAAGAUGCCGAUACUAGAACAAUGGGCGUCUGAACGAAAAAAUGGGAACUGGGUGUUAAAGAUUUUGCACCUGAGGUCCCUCAGGAAGGUGGAGGAGGAGGAGGAACAGGGGAUCAGUGGUGGUGAAGGAUCAAUUGAACAAGGUAGUGAUGUUGCUUUGAAUGAUGGCGUUAAUAACAAGGAAGAGGAAGAGUGUGAUGUGUGUAGAGUUGAGGAUGAUGACGAAAAACAAAUUGAAUUUGAUAGGGAUUCGUUUUCGAGGUUGCUACGGAAGGUGUCAUUAGCUGAAGCCAAGCUAUACUUGCAAAUGUCGUAUCUGGGAAACUUGGCCUAUUCCAUACCCAAAAUCAAGGCAGGAAAUCUCUUAAAAAAAUACCGUGGCUUCCAGUUUGUGACUUCAUCAAUAGAGAAAAGAGAAUUGGCGAUGAAAGCAGAGAAAGUUCAGGUGUCAGCUGAAGAUCAAGAAGCAGAGAAAGGGCGUUCAGAGAAGGAGGCAGAGGGCACAGAACAAAAGAAUAAUGGCCAUCGUAUAAGUGCCUCCACUGCUUAUCAGAUAGCUGCCUCUGCUGCUUCUUAUCUUCACUCUCAUGCCAAAAGCAUACUUCCAUUCAAAUCCUCAAAGGCUGAGACUGGUAAAGAUUUGCCUAAAGGAGACUAUGGAGACAAUGAGAAUCUCAAUAUGUUAAACACAGAGAUGGCUUCUCUCAUGGCAACCACUGACUCAGUGACAGCUGUGGUUGCUGCAAAAGAGGAAGUAAAGCAGGCUGUUGCGGAUGAUUUGAGUUCAACAUGUUCUUCGCCAUGUGAAUGGUUUAUAUGCGAUGAUGAUCAGGGUACAAGAUUCUUUGUGAUUCAGGGAUCUGAAUCACUGGCAUCUUGGCAAGCAAAUCUACUUUUUGAGCCUGUUCAGUUUGAGGGACUGGAUGUGCUUGUGCAUAGAGGUAUUUAUGAGGCUGCAAAAGGUAUAUAUGAACAUAUGUUGCCUGAAGUCCAUGCUCAUCUAAAGUCUUGUGGGAGACAGGCAACCCUUCGUUUCACAGGGCAUUCUCUUGGUGGGAGCUUGGCUCUUCUUGUAAAUCUCAUGUUGUUGAUAAGAGGGGAUGUCCCAACAUCAUCCUUACUUCCAGUGAUAACAUUUGGUGCACCCUCAAUCAUGUGUGGUGGUGACUAUCUACUUCGCAAGCUUGGGCUACCACGAAGUCAUGUUCAGGCAAUUACAAUGCAUAGAGAUAUUGUACCCCGUGCCUUCUCUUGCAAUUACCCUAAUCAUGUUGCAGAGCUUCUGAAGGCUGUUAAUGGGAACUUCAGAAAUCAUCCUUGUCUUAAUAACCAGAAGCUACUAUAUGCUCCAAUGGGGGAGCUUCUGAUUCUACAGCCGGAUGAGAAAUUCUCACCUCACCAUCAUCUGCUUCCAUCAGGCAGUGGUCUAUAUUUCCUAACCUGUCCAUUGUCUGACGAUUAUGACGCAGAGAAGCUGCUCUGGGCUGCACAGACUUUGUUCUUAAACUCACCACACCCACUUGAGAUUCUAAGUGAUCGCUCAGCUUAUGGUUUUGAAGGAACCAUUAAAAGGGAUCACGACAUGAAUUCUUACCUGAAAUCUGUGCGCAGUGUAAUUCGGCAAGAGUUAAACUGCAUAAGAAAAGCGAGGAGAGAGCAUCGUCGCAAAUACUGGUGGUCCCUUCUGGCACCACGUGGCAGCAGUGGUGGUCGUCGUGAGAGGCCUGUGGUAUCUGUCAACAUGGGCCAAAACCAAUUCAAUUUCUCCUGCGUCAUACGGAAUGGGAGAGAAUCCUUGAAACGGUUCAGCAGGCUUGUUGCAUCACAACACAUGCAUUUGCUUGUGGUUCUUUUGUUUCCUGCAAGACUGCUAUUUCUGGGAGAAUAUAGCGUUGUCAAUUUGCAUUGACCAGCCAAUUAAUUUGGGAUAACUGCAUUUUCUGUCAUGGAAUAUCGUAUGGGUUGCAGGCAUAUGGUCAGCAAGAUCAUUAUCAUUAGGUGAUUCUUUAGAUCAUUAUCAUUGGGUGAUUCUUUAUUCAUUGUUUUGAAAAAAGGGAAGAGAGAUUCAAAUUCUUAUUCUUAUAUAGGAUUUGUAAUAAUGUUGAAAUGUCAUGUAGAUAGAAACUGCAAGCCAAUGUUCUGGUCCAUAAUCCAGAUCCAGGUGUAAAAUUCUUACAGAAAUAUUUUUACGAGCAUGUUGUGGCAUCAAAACGUGUCUACAGAUUUGAAAGCGAAAAAUGGUGCACAUGUUAUGACACAAAAUUAAUAUCAUUUGGUAAUGUGGAUAUCAUUUGCUGAA
Molecule: messenger RNA, 2846 nt
Organism: Hevea brasiliensis (rubber tree)
Lineage: Eukaryota; Viridiplantae; Streptophyta; Magnoliopsida; Malpighiales; Euphorbiaceae
Product: phospholipase A1 PLIP2, chloroplastic
Biological process (GO): lipid metabolic process
Molecular function (GO): glycerophospholipid phospholipase A1 activity
Source: RefSeq, a predicted model, not a curated record